Lytechinus pictus (painted urchin) is the source of this 4474-nucleotide messenger RNA. RefSeq names its product coiled-coil domain-containing protein 158-like. Bases 68 to 4441 code for a protein of 1457 amino acids. Lineage: Eukaryota; Metazoa; Echinodermata; Echinoidea; Temnopleuroida; Toxopneustidae. The record is from RefSeq and is a predicted model, not a curated record. The transcript is spliced from 24 exons.
GCUUACAGCGCAUCCUUUCAAAUUUCAAUUUGGUACAGAAUCUAGUAAUGUGUACCAUGUCAAUGAGAUGGCAUCUUUUGUCCCAACACCAACCGUAAGCAGCAGUAGCAUCACCUUGAACACAUCACCAACCCUAAGCAGAAACUUUCAGAUGGUUCAUGUUCAAAGCAAGAGACAGGAUUUGCUGAAUGAGAAGGCUACUCACCUUGAAGAUAUCAAAUUCGACAUGAACUUUGCAGAUUUCCCAGAGACAUCAUAUGGCCGACCAGCAUCAAGGGGGCAUUCCUUGUCCCCGUCUCGAACCAGCCUAUCACCGAUUAGUGGCAUCUCCAUUGAACAUAGAAUGAUCUCCGAUCUGAGAAACCAAUUGGAAACGCAAUCGUCGGAGAACUCCAAGCUGAGACGGCAAAUCGAAUCAGCAACAUCCAGACAAACAUACAUACCUUCAGUUCUCAGUACUUCUAUCACCCCUACUCUCAAUCAUGGAGCAAUCCCGAGGAGUCUCUCAGACACACAAGUCCCAGUGACACCCACAGUGAGGGAGACGGUAGAGUCCAUUCUCGCAAGGGGGAGCAGGAGAUCCCCCAUUGAGAAUGUGUCACUGCAUACAGAAUCUGCUACAGAGGUUCUUCUGAGAAAGCAACUUUCCGAUGCCAAAGCUGAGAUAACAGUCCUCAAUGAGCAGCUUAAAAAUGCAGAAAACAGUAGUGAUCAGCAGAAAGCGCAGUUCAGGUCAGCGAUUGAGGAACUUCAGGCAAGGCUCAAUGAAACCAUUGUAGGCAGAGAUUCUGUGCUUGAUCUCAGGAAAAAGGAGUCGGAAGGUCAAGAGAAGAUGAUUGCACAACUUCAGAAAUCAGUAAAAGAUUUGGAUGCGGUAAAUAGGCAACAAGAGAAGAAUCUUUUAGAGGUCAAUCAAAGAGCCGACUCCGCCCAACAGACGGCCUCAACCUGCUCCGCGGCUCUGCAGCAAAUUCGCUCCUUGCUCUCCAGCCAGCCACCGUACCCAAAGGGGUCGCUUCCGUACCUCUCCCCCAGCAGACCAGGGGAGGAUGUCGCCAGAGCCCUGCCACCUUCCCACGUGGUGAGAUUGGUGGAGGAGGGUUUGAGAGGUAGAUCGGAGGCUAUCAGGGAGCUAGAGAGGUCCGCAGAGGGCUCGAGGAGAGAGCUUGCAGCGGCGAGGAAAGACGCCGAAGACAAGAUUAGAACACUGUCCGCUGACAACAGAGAGAAGAUUCUUCAUGUGACCGAGGACCAUAACAAGCAAUUAGAGUCCCUGACCGAACGAGCAACUAAUGCAAGACAACAAGCAGCCGGCUUGCAGACACAACUAGCAGAAUUACAAGAGCAAUCAACCAAGCAACUAUCACUCAAGACCAUGGAGCUUGCUACCCUAACCGGUCAAUAUGAAGCGCUGAAGAAGGAGGCGGAGACAGAGAAACAUAGAUCUCUUCAAAAGAUUGAUGAUCUUACUGCUGAAUUGGAUUCAAACAGAAACAACAUGGAAGCAGCACGAGAAGAGAUAUCAAGACUCCAACUCCAAGUUGCUGAUGCUAACCUCACACUACAAUCAAACAAGGAAACACUCUCUUCCCUCCACGCCCAGCUGAAAGACGAGAAGGAGAAGACUGGAGAGUUGAGGUCACAUGAAGGUCAAAGGUUGACCAACAUCCAGAGAGAGCUGGAGGCAAGGUCACUGGAGGUCAGGCACAUGCAAGAGAUGUUGGAGACGCAUAAAGAACAGGCUCAGGCAUUGCUGAGACAAAAGAUUGUUGAAGUGCAAUGCGAGGAGCAGAAGAAAGCUGUGGACAAGACGAGCCAACUCCUGGCCGACCUUGAAGCCCAGCGAUCGGAGAGCAACAGACUCUCCCUGGAGCUGGUGAAGAAGACUGCUGACUUGGAGCAAUCCAACCAGAGCAGGGAUAGACUCACCGUCGUGCUGGAGGAGACAUCUGCCAAGCUGGAAGAGCUGCAGACCACCCAUGAGGACCUGGCAAAACAACUGGCGGAGAAGACUAAGAUGAUCAAUAUCCUCACACAGGAGAGGGACCACUAUCAUCAGAUGUCUCUGGAGAGAAUCAAGGAACUAGACUCCGCCACCAGUCUCCAGAAUAGGUUGCAAAGCCAGGUCACGGAGAGAGAGCACGAAUACCAGAUGAUGCACCAAGAAAAGAUCAACCUGACUCGGGUCAUCGAGUCCAACGAGAGGAUAAGUUCCGAUGCAAGGAAGGAAAAGGAUAGCCUCAUCAAACUCAUGGAUGAGAAGACUAAGCAGUAUGAAGAGGUCAAAGGUGUGAAGGAUGACCUGAACAGGAAGUUGAAGGUCAGGGAGAAGAGGAUUGGGUCUCUGGAGCUGGAGGUGAAGACAUUGUCCGAGGCUGUCAAGGAAAAUCAUGGUGAGGUGGAGAAGGUAAUAGAAGGAAAGGAAGGAUUGUUGGAGGAAUUGAAGACAUGUCAACACAAGGUCACUCGAUUGACGAGUGAGAGAGAGAUCCUGGAGACUAGGUAUCACGAUCUUGAGGCAUCCCAGGAGAAGACCAGGAGCAGUCUCCAGCUCCGGAUCCAGGGCCUGGAGCAUGAUCUCCAGAUGACCCUCCAAGCUCUCAGGGCCACCAAGUCAGCUGAUGCAAGGGCUGUGGAUAUAGCAAACAGCGUACAGCAAGAUCUACUGAGCAAAAGAAACCAGGUGGAUUCGUUACAAAUCAGGAUACAUGCUUUGGAGGAAAGCCUUGGUACAGCUAUCAAGGAGAAGUCAUUCCUGGAGUCGGAGAAGGCCCGGUUGGAGGAUCAGGUGUCCAAGCUGAAGGGGCAAAUGGAGCGAUUCCAACGCAAGCUAAAGAGUCUUGCUGACAAAAGGACAUCACAGAAAGACAUGGCCACCAAAUUAGAAACUGCUCUAGAGAAGGCUGCUCUGAAACACACCGAUGCUCAGCGUCUGAUUGAGGAACAAGAACAAGCGAUAGCCAAGAUGACUCUAAGACAUCAACUAGAAGUUAAGGCACUUCAAAGAACCCUUGCCUCAAAGGCCACCUCCUCUAAGACCACACCCAACCAAUCAUCCAUGUCCACCCAGCAGAGGACCACUACGGUGGAGAAGGUCCAAACGUCCGAGUCCGCAACCACCCUCACCAAGAUUCAGCAGUCCUCGGACAAAACCUCUACUGGAGUGGUAGCCAGUCAUUUCUUACAGUCGGCCAGUGUUCAGGCAAUGGGUGGACUGGUCGGGAGAAACUACAUCAGCCCUAUCCCGGUGGUUGUCAUGAAUACAUCUGGGGUUCAGGGUGAUGUCCAAGGAGACAGACGGGAGACAUCAGGAACGGCCGAGGAAGCCCACAAUGUCUCUUCUGAGCUCAAAGACCUUCUUGAAGAAGUCAAGAGUGUAUUCUUAGCUAACAUGGCUGCCCUGAAGGACACACAGUCUGGUCACAAAGAACCCGAUGGUCAUACUGGGAUGGACAGGAUAAGUCUGAAAGAAAAAUCACCCUUCAACUUGGCGAACGGGCAUGACAUUGAUGAGAUAGUGAAAUCAGCCAAAGACUCCACCCCUCAGUAUAACACAGAUGCAAUGGAACCUCCGCUUCUGACGUCAUCCCCUUACAAACCAGAAAGCGAGAACACGCCUCCUCUUGCUUACAAACCUGCCAUUCUUAAACGAGACAUAGAGCUACAGACACCCUCUUCCCCUGUCACAAAUCUCCUCGGGCUUCACGGUCAAGUGCACAGCGAUACGUUCUUGUUAAAGCGGCAGGGACUAAAUGCUAAAAAGAUUGAGAGGGAAACCACUAGUGUGAACAGGGCACAUAGACAAGGCACAGCAGGGGCUGUCGUCGCGCACAGUGUAAAUGGCACCAUUGGACAUUCUGCGAGAAGCGCAGCAGCAACGACCAAAUCGUACAGUCUGAACAGACCGGACAAGAUCAGAGUGAAGGAUGGUCAUAGAGACAGGGGGACUGGCCAAAGCCACAGGAUGCAUAGAUCUUCUGAGCAUGAUGCCAGAAGAGCCGUGAGCCAUCAAGUUUCAACAGAUGAACGCUCCUACGCAAUGGACUUUCAUCAUGUCUCAGUCCCGCUCAGAAUAGAGGUGCCAGAGCCUGGACACGUUCACACAAGAGAAGCUGGACUUGACCUUGAGAAGCUCAAUGACAGGAAUAGAAUGGAGAGCGGUGAUGUUGAGAUGCUGAGUGAUCUGAUCAUCACUGAUGAUGAUGAUAGCUCUAUCACUUCAGUCACGUCUCACAGCACUGAUGUCCCAAACAAUAAUCAGCCUGAGAGGUCUGACAGUCUGAGGAGUCUGAAAGAAAGGCUAGCUGCUCUCUCGCAGAUGGGUAAUCAACUUCAGAAAGGAAAUAAAGAAAUGGCUGGUCUAAUAAAACGCCAAGAUGCCAAACUCAGGCAAUGCAGGCAAGAGGAACUCACUGCCAAAAGAAUUAUCAACUCUAGAUAAAUACAUCGCAAAUCAAGAACUCAAUAUUUCAAA